This is a messenger RNA of Ceraceosorus guamensis, 1132 nucleotides long. Its product is annotated as short-chain dehydrogenase/reductase SDR. Lineage: Eukaryota; Fungi; Basidiomycota; Exobasidiomycetes; Ceraceosorales; Ceraceosoraceae. Bases 236 to 1036 code for a protein of 266 amino acids. The record is from RefSeq and is a predicted model, not a curated record. The transcript has 3 exons.
CCUCACUGUAUCGUCGAAAGCGUGACACGAUGUGCGUGACUCGCCCAAGAGCAGUAGUGCGGCUCACUUCUUUGGGCCACAAGGUAUAUAAGACCACGGAUGUGACUCGCUAAUGGAUGUCCCUGCCUUCGAGCCAGACUAUACACUUCUUUUUGUCGCCACUCUCGUCGCUAUACUUGAAAGCUCAAUCUUGACCGCUCACCCUACCAGCACUACUACUUAGACAUUGCUAAAUAUGGCUUCCUCAUCCACUACACCGUUGCCGCUGCAAGGCAAGAUCGCCCUCGUCACUGGCGGUGGUACGCGUGGGAUCGGCGCAGAUACUGUCAUCGAGCUGGUCAAAGCCGGCGCAAGCGUUGCGAUAGGCUACCGAUCUAGCGCCAACCUCGCCGAAGAGGUUCAAGCCAAUUGCAAGCCGCAUCUUGCUCAAGGCGCUCAAGCCUGGAUCGUCCAGGGUGACAUUUCGGACGCGAGUAGCGCACAAACCUUUGCAAAGGCCGCCCUUGACCUUGUUGGAGGCAAGAUCGACAUCUUGGUGCAGUGCGCAGGAUACAUGUACAUGCACGGAAUUCAUGAGCUCAAGGAAGACUCGUGGAAUGCCCAUCUUGGCGCCAACGUGACGGGUCCGCUGUUCCUGACCCAAGCGUUACUGCCAAACAUUCGGGAUGAUGGCAAGAUCAUCCUCUUCUCCUCCACCCUCACGACCAACUUGGCCAACUUUGCUCCAGGCUACCUCUCCUACCUGGCCUCCAAGGGAGCUCUCGAGCAGGUCGCCCGCAUGCUAGCGCGCGAUCCUUCCAUCUCGGGAGCAGAACGACGCAUCACCACAAACGUCGUCGCUCCAGGACCAGUGGCGACGGAGCUAUUUUUGAGGGGUAAAAGUCAAGAGGUGAUCGAUAGGAUCGCUAGCAGCGCCCCUGCAAAGCGUUUGGGCAAGACGGAAGAAAUCGGAAGCGUUGUUGCUUUCUUGGCAAGCCCUGCUGCUGCUUGGGUCAAUGGUCAGACGCUCCGAGUCAAUGGUGGAUUGAUGGUCUAGUCGAGCUCAACCUGGAUCUUCCUUUGCUGCACGUCCCCACUGAUCGUUCUCCGUACGAGUAGGUACAAUCACACACUCACAAAUUCAUUAGUAGUG